This is a messenger RNA of Mycena citricolor, 1785 nucleotides long. NCBI's taxonomy places the organism in Eukaryota, Fungi, Basidiomycota, Agaricomycetes, Agaricales, Mycenaceae. The record is from the annotation of a GenBank genome assembly.
UGGCUCUCUCCACCCCUCUCGUCAUCUCAUUCGGCGGACUCGACUGCGGCGCAGAACGAAGGCAGAACUGAAUAUCACACUCCAGAGCGUCUACAUAUUGGAGAAGGGUUCAAGUAGCAUAAGCCGUCGAGUUUCCGCACACGGGCGUCGACAUCUGCUGGGCAGGAGAAGCCGUGCAUUCGAAUGAAAGCCAAUCGGGCAUAAAAAUGCACUUUCUAGAACUCUGCUAUGAAAGAGAAGCCGUUCCCAGAUGCAAUGAAGGCUGAUCGACUUCGUGAACCAAAGGGAAUUCUCCCGUUGGAACGCGAGCCCGACGAGGAUGCGUUUCUCCCUUCUUUUAUCCUGUCCACCGUCUGGCUCGUGUGUUCCGUGAAGGUGGGAGCAACGCAAACACCUCGAUGCGAGCCUUCGUUCUGCCAUGGCACCAAAAAUAGCCCACAUCAUCAUGACUAUCUAUGCGGUGAUGAACGACUGGGUCCCAAGCAUCUUCCUAACACAUCACACUGGGGCCAACUCCUAUACGGCUACAAACGAUUUGACGGUCUUUGCCCAGCCGAGUUCCUGGCCAAGUGGUACAGAGACGGAGAAUAUCGGCUCCCACGCGCUGACGGCUUCCAACAAUCGACAAAACGCAAGCCGAUUGCGGAAGACCAGGUUCUGGAUCGGGGGAUGCUCGUGGAUUGUUUUGGAACCUUGUACGAAACAUACCUGUCACCCGCCGGAACACCGUUCUCUCUCCGCGCCCUUCCACCGUCGAGUCUCAACACGCCCACGUACGACGAUAUCGCCCUGUACAAUUAUCGCGUCUUCAGAGUCGAGUACCCAUUUGUGGUCAAGUCUGGACCAACGGCCCCCUUCUACGAACAGCCUGGCCAAGGCACAGUGUAUCGGACGACUGCUACGAUAGAUAUGCUCAUCAGCGGUGGUUUCCUAGCCAGGGUGGGAUGAAUUCAGGGAGCGUUCCAGUCACCUACACAGUUCUUGUUGUCGUUUCUGGAAAUGCUCUUUCACAACACCAACGUUCGAUACGACGUACGUAGUGCCCGGCGGUGCUGGGAAUUUCUUCUGUGCAGCCAGCGCAGUAUCCUGUUCCCUUGCCGCUAUUGCGGAAAGAACUCCUCUGGAUUCCCUGCCACAGACAUUCAGGAGAGCAUCGUCGGUGUCAUUGAUUUCCAUGUUAUAUUCUAGCCGUCCGAAAGCAGAUCAAAGCCGGUCGACGGAGAGAACCAAACGACUGGCGCAACGCGUAGCGGAGUAGCCCAAUGGCAGACUGAGCACUCGGAUGAUGAAGGCAAAGUAAGCACUUCACUUUACUCUUAUGAUAUGAGCGGGUUCCUGCGCUUGCCCUUUUACCCUGUAUGGGCUCAGAGCCAUAAAUGGAGUGGGUUAGGCGAAGGCACUUGCAAGAGAAAACGAGCAGUCCACGCAUUCUGUACUAUCUGCCAACACUGCGGAUCGGGAUCGCGGCAGGAGAGAAUGAGGUACCUGAUCCGGCUCACCACUCUCUCACAACAGUUAGUGGGCCAAUUCAUCGGCUAGAACUCUAACGGCGUUAGAGGCUUCGAGUGCCCCAUAUGCGUCAUAGAUUCCGGAGAGGACAAUUACAGACCCCAGUUGUGUCCGGAUGGCAUAGUAUGCUAAUCUAAAAGACAGACUGAUAUUCAACCACUGGAUCUGGCUUAAUCUGAGAUGGAGAGUAUCCGUACUGCCAUCCUGGUCCAUCAAGGGGGAUUCCAAAGGCUACCAAAACCCAAUGCCGUAAGUAAUCUUUGUCCAAGCGUUAGG